CUUAAUUGUUACAUUUGUCAUAUUAAUAUUAGUUAAUUGCUACAUUGCUCAUUAAAGUAAAAAAAAAACUAGUUAAUUUUUACAUUUGUCAUAUUAAUAUUAGUCAAACUACUUAAUUGUUACAUUGGUCAUAUUAAUAUUAGUUAAUUGCUACAUUGCUCAUUAAAGUAAAAAAAACUAGUUAAUUUUUACAUUUCUCAUAUUAGUUAAUUGCUACAUUUCUCAUUAAAGUAUUAAUUAGAAGUAGUUCGAUUUUUUUGUCAAGGAAAACAAAUUGUUACACUAUAAUAUACUCAUAUUUUAGUUCGAAUUUGCUAUAGUUUUCUUAGUCACAUUUUAUUAUUACUAUUGUACUCAUAUAUAAUAUUUGAUAUCAUUUAAUAUUUGUUCAAUUUUAAAGAUGGAGCAUGGUAGACAUUCUGUAGAUGUGGGUAAUCUCCAACGCAACCGCAAGAGGGAGAUUGCGUCGACUCGUCCUACUUCACGCAAAGGCAAAGGUAAAGCGCGUGCCGAGUCUUCUUUUCAAAGUCGAGAUGACUUUCAAACGGAUUACCAACGGAGAGAUGAUAUGAUGAUGUCCGACGAGCAUCUACAAAACUUAUUGUCCCAAAAUGAUCCACGCUUUGCACAAGAACAACACAUCCCGACAACCAUUGAUGAAGAGAAGCUCGAGGAUGACGAUGUGGAGGAGGACGCGGGGGGCGACGGGACUCACGGCACCCCGGAUGAUGAGCAAUAGUUGGAGGACGAGGGCGGUUCAACCCAAACUGGUAAGAAAUCUAAAUCUCCUAUUAUUGAAAACAAUUUUACAAAAAGGAAAGACAAAAAUACCAAAAAAUGGUACGCAAGUUGCAAUCAUUGCGGCAAAGAGUAUAGCUUGGGAACUUCUGGCGGAUACGGGAGUCUCACAAGGCAUCUUAAGUCCGCCCAUUUUGUGGAGUAUGCGAAAAUAGACAAGAGCAAGGGGAAGCAAACACAAAUAUCGAGAUUGCGUGAAUAAGUGGAAGGACCCGAAGACCGGACUGUGGUGGGCAACUUGCAAGUGGUGCAAGAAAGAGUGUUGCUUGGGGCAUUCACACGGAGUCGGGAUGCCAAUAAAACAUAUGAAGUCAUGUGACAAAGACAAAACAACAACCAACAGUGGCGGAAAUCCCAAUUGAUAUUUAUUAAAAAAUGUAUUUCAUAUUGUUAUUGUUUUCUCAAUUCUCAAAUGUACUUCCUA
Messenger RNA from Cuscuta epithymum, 1222 nucleotides. The record is from the annotation of a GenBank genome assembly. NCBI's taxonomy places the organism in Eukaryota, Viridiplantae, Streptophyta, Magnoliopsida, Solanales, Convolvulaceae.